AUGAUCGUUCGCCUCAGGUCCAGGGACGGUCUGGAGCGCGUCGAGGUCCCCGACGACGCGAACGUCCGCCAGCUGCGCGAGCGCGUCGAGGCGCAGCUCGGCGUGCCGUACCACGAGCAGACCCUGAGCCUCAGCCGCGAGCUCCUGCGCACGGGGGAGUCGCCCGCGAAGUUCAAGGACCUGUCUGACGCCGCGCUGCGUCUGACCGAGGCGGGGGUGUCGAACGGCACCGUGGUCUACCUGCGGUACGACCUCGAGCGGCAGGUCGACGCGAGCGCCGUCCGCAAGGCCAACCCGCUCGAGGCCAGCAAAGCCUUCGGGCAAUCGAUGACCGUCAACGAUCUCGUCGCGCGGCAGGUGCGGGUGGAGCGCCAGGAGGCGCCCAAGUGCACGGGCGUCUCGUUCGACACGCAGGCCGCGAACGCGUUCCAGUCGUACGUCUCGUCGUACCUCGGCUUCUCCGUCAAGCGCGGCGGCGUGCUGUACGGGACGGUGGACGCCGAGACCGGCGCCGUGACGGUCGAGGCGAUUUACGAGCCGCCGCAGAAGGGCACGAAGACGACGCUCGAGCUGGAGCGCGGGACGCCGCAGGAGGCCGCUGCGGACGCGAUCGCGGCCGCGCUCGGGCUGCGCCGCGUCGGGUGGGUGUUUUCGCAGGCCACGGGCGUUGCGGACAAGGACCACGUGCUGUCCGCGGACGAGGUGGCGCAGAUGGGGGCGUGGCAGGCGGAGAUCGGGCCGGAGGCGGUCACGGCGGUGGUGUCGUCGUACUCGGACGAGGAGGGCGGCGCUCCGGAGGUGCACUUUGAGGCGUUUCAAGCGUCGGAGCAACUGGCCAAGCUGGUCGCCGACGGUUGGGUGACCAAGGCGCCGGACGACUCGAGCCUGAUGGAGCUCCGGAAUCCGCAGCACCCGGACGACGCGUCGCCGGUGAUCGUGGGCGGGAAGGACGUGGGGGAGGUGGAUGUUGAGUGGUUCUUGAUGCCAGUGCCGAUUACCAAUCACAGCGGGGCGCUGCACGGGUCGUUCCCCGUGGAGAACCGCAUCACGACGGCGCACGAGCAGGACCUGCGGAACGCGCUCGAGCGCAAGGGGCCCUUCCAGCAGCGGCUCAAGGACUUCCAUCUCCUCCUGUGGCUGUCGGACCUGGGGCACCUGGACAAGGAGACGGACCUCGCGUUGAUCCUCGAAGCGGUGCGGGACGACAAACCGAUCAUGGAAGGGUACCAGAUGAUGAUGAUGGGCAUGGCCGGGAUGUGA
This is a messenger RNA of Pedinophyceae sp. YPF-701, 1260 nucleotides long. Lineage: Eukaryota; Viridiplantae; Chlorophyta; Pedinophyceae. The record is from the annotation of a GenBank genome assembly.